Paramuricea clavata is the source of this 7327-nucleotide messenger RNA. Lineage: Eukaryota; Metazoa; Cnidaria; Anthozoa; Malacalcyonacea; Plexauridae. The record is from the annotation of a GenBank genome assembly.
CCAGCAUAUCUUUUAAACCUCGUUCAAUUAUAUUGUAAAUGUCGGCUAAAUUAUAAUGGGAAUAUGGUAUAUCAGUCAAUAAAAGCAAUUUGGGCUUCGAUGAAUGCCGCCUCAUCUUUUAAGCACUUGAGAAUUUGUGGGGAUUAGAUGCGCUCGGCAGUAAUGUGAAUGUCAUGUCAGUCUGAGUUCUUGUGCGUAACCAUACCGAAGCAGAUUUGAGGGUGAACCGUCUUGACAUAUUUAAAGGAAGUGCAUGGUGGGUCAUCUUGACUAUGAAACUCCGUAGCUCAGCUUGAAAGAACGCCAUUCCGACAAAUGAAUGCCUGAAGAAGACCUCGCACAACAAGCCCACUGCGCCAGUAUAACGCAACGUCUGAGCUGACAAAGCAAGCAACUAUCACUUUCCAGACAAACAACAGUGAGGAAGGGCUUGUGCCGACACAGUUUGGCUUGAAAAAAGCAAGAAAAUGUGUGCUUUAAAGGUAAGAAAAACACUCGAAAUCCCACGCUUUUUCUGAACAAACAGAGCUUAGUUUCUUUCUUUGAAUAGUUUCCGAAUAAUUUGGGCGGUUACUGUUUUGAAAAUGGCCCACAAAGAGAGGUCUUCCGGAACAGAAGGGUAUUGCAAGAAAAUUAGGGAAAUGCUUUAUGAUCUUUCUUUGCAAGUGUAAGAGCGAUAAAGCACUCAGAUUAUGUUUCAUUGCAUGCGAAUGCGCGUCUCAUGGCAUUCAUAAAUGGUUCAUAAUUGACUUUGUUUUACGAGAUCAACUAUACAGAUAAUUAUCGGCAAAUGAAGUUCUAUUUGUACAAGUUAUCUUUUUGAUGAUGGAGAGUUUCCAAGUUUCGUUAAAGGUAAGUAGUCUAGAUCAAUGUAACACAAUGAGGUUUGUCACGACAAAGGUAAAAUGUUUGCCAAACAAAGCGGUCGAAUCGGUCAGUUUUAUUGAUUAGUUUAUAAUGAGACAUUCUAAUUCGAUACCAAUUUGAAGGAUAAUUGCAUCUUCCCAUAAUGAAACGAUUUGUGGUAUAUAGUUUAGUUAUAAGCUCCAUUUAGUUUCACAUAGCUCUGAUGGUAUAUGCUCUGAUUUAACACUAUAUGUGUAUGUUAAAUAUGGAUCCAUUUCAAGGCACUGUGCGCAAUAGAGCGUUUUUCAUCGACAUCGCAAAAUGAUUUGUUGUCUUGGUUAAUCUCUUAAUGUAAUGGUUGCAUUGAUUAUAUGUAAAAAAAGUAUAAAUAAGGGAUCAUAGUAUAUCGGUGUUUUCAUAUCACAGUAAUAAACGUCGAUAAAAAAUCUUUUCAUAUUACUGUGGCGAGUAACUCGUAUCGGCCCAUGGUCAUGGAGCUAUCGAGCCGAAAGGGAGUGAAAGCAAAUUUUAUCCAAUUUAAAAUGUCAACUCUUUAUACAUUGGUUAAUUUCAGAAGUUGUAUUAUAAACUGGAAGUCAUCAUGAUGGUGAUUUUUGAACAACUCAAGGCGACUUUUGAACAUGGUUCAUUUUGAACUUACGGCGAUUUUUGAACAUAGUUGAUUUUUGAACAUUUUUGAAGAUGGUUAUUUUUGAACAGUAUACCUCGUCAGUUCAACAUACAUUUUGGUGUUUGAAACCAAUAUAUAACUCUUCCUAUAUAACAACAACUAUUUGUACAUAUGAUAUACGACAUACACACUUAAGUCUCUUAACAAGUUUCAUCACAAUUCCAAAUUUGGAAACUGAACUCCAAAGCUUCGCCACAGUCAGGAAAUACUGCAUAAAUCAAAAAGAAAUUUCUUCACCAUCUUAAUCCGUUAAUCGUCGUGAGAUAUGAAGAUGUGGUCACAUGCGAACGAGGCUCAGAUAUUGUCUUUUAAGAAUCUAGUGUAACAUUUACAUUUUAAUUAAGCGCACUGUAAAAGGUGUGCAAAAUGAGCUAUUUGUAUUUUCGUAUGUCAUCUUGUUACGUAUACUUUGUUGGCUUGUUUAUCUAAUUGUAUCUUGUAAUACUUUUCUAUCUUGUUUAAUUGCCAAGUAAUUUGCGACAAUCUUUGCGCGUUUGAUCUGCCAGAUAGGGCGCAACUAUAAUUAACGAGUAAUCGCAUUGCGCAAAUUAGAUUCCGUUACCGCUUUAUUUAUGUUUUCACAAUUAUCGGCAGUUAAAUAUCAUCUUGAAUAAAUAAAUAAAAAUAAACUUAGAAUAUUCCAUAAUAUGGUGUCGCAACGAUCUUAAAAACCAGACAGCAUGCAUGUGUUUCAUUAUUCACGCGGGAUUUAUGCGUAUAUUAUUAUGCAAGUGUCUCAAAUUGGCAACCAGUGGUUAGAGGUCCGCAUAGUCAGGUCAUCCCAGGUCAGCAUAGACGAUAUAAACUAGUUUCACAAUCGAUAAUCCUCAGAGAAUAUUCAUCAUUCUGACCCAGCCAACUGGACCAACGCCCGGUUCGACUUAAAUGGUUGGACAGUGCAUAGAAUAAAAUUAUCGAAACGACGUUGAAAUUUUCAAUCUAAUUUCAAAAUUGGCUCAAGGGAAAAAUGCCUCCUCGGUCUUCCAAUCUUUUUAAAAUAUUUUAAUGUAACUUUAAAAUCUUUUUAAAAUAUAUUUACUAAUAAUGUUAAAUAUAUGUAACGUUAAUAUAUGUAACGUUUUUGAAAUUUCAAAAUCCUCUCACUGAUCAAUAAUCCGCCAAGGUGUAAUAAUAUUCUUAAAAAAAACUAAGUCUGAGAGGUCUCAUCAAAUUUUCUGAUACAAGCUAAGGUUACAUUGAACCCGUGAGAACCUUUAAAGAUUAGUAAAUUUCCAAAUCAGUAGGAUAUAUUUAACUUUCCCAAACUAUUUAUAUUAGUCCCAUGAUUUAGCUAACCCAUCAUGUAGGAAACCAAUAUAUAGCCAGAGAAAAACCAACAUUGUACUUUGUCGCUUUAACAAAGGCUUCUCUCGGUUGAAACUCAGCACUACGUCUCUACAAUUACAUUGGGAACAAAUUACAAACUCGACAUUUAUAAUAGGAUCAAUGGUUGGACUCCGACCGAAACAGUAGUGUUUCUAAAAAUUAUAUAAUUAUCAAAUUUUCGCUCCUAGCGAGAGACCGAAAUUGGGAACACACGUGUUUUAUAACUUUUGGCUGGUCUGUGUCCAAGGACGACAAUCCAUUUCAGAAAGUGGAUGAAGAAGGAGCCGGCCGGUAGACCUAUGGGCCCUUUAAUUUUGUGGUAUUUUCACAACAUUGUUUAGGGCACAAUCUAUGACUAUGCCAGUCAUUAUUGUUCAAUUGAAACAGGGCUUCGGUGGGAUAGGGUUUCGGAGGUUGCUAUAUUGUCGAGGUUUUUAAAAAAAUAAGAAUUUUAAUCGCAAAAUGAUGUCAGUUCGACCACAAUUGAGGCUGAAUAACUAUUAAUCCUGUGUCAUGAAUUGUAAUGAGAAGCAAAGUAUGGCAAAUGAUGAUAUAUUUAUCCCCAAUCCAAAAUAUGUGUGUAUGACACAAAUGCCUGUAUUGUAAAAGCUCACUCACACUGGCAAUGAGUGGAGGUUCAAUCUGAGCUUCUCUUGAGUGUCAAUGCGGUUUUUGAAUAGCUGGACGGUGAGUAGUCGCAUAGUAAGGUACGAUAACAACCCUACAGCUAUUCACAAACAGCAAUGACACUCAAGAGAAGCUCAGAUUGAACCUCUACUCUUUGAGUGUGAGUGAGCUUUUGGAAUACAGGCGUUGGACUGACACCCUUUUCUGUGUAUGUACAUAGAAACUAUCAUCUACCUUAAAGAUUCGAAACUCUUCCAGUUUCCAGUAAAGGAUUAGCUAGACUGCACCCCCUGCUCGUUCUGUAUACAGGGGUGUUGUCGCUUGGAUGAAUGCCUGUUCCUGUACGGGGGGAGGGGGUAUUCAUUUCCCACAGCCAUCAACACUGAAGUUCUGUUCGCACUGUUUGUCCAGUUGUGAACAAGUUUGGCACAAGCUGUUAACAACUUGUAACAAGCUUGAUGGUAUUAUCAGGCUUAUUGCAAGGUUGUUCCAACAAGUCCGACACAGUCAUGAUAUAACAAUAUUGUUACAACUUUGUGUCGUCAACCUUGUAACACUCUUGUUAUAUCAUGACUGUAUCAGACUUGUUACAACAACCAUGUUAUUCAUGUAACAAGUCUGAAAAUGCCAUCAAGCUUGUUACAAGUUGUCAACAGCUUGUUCGAAACUUGUUACAACAACUGGGAACAAGCAAUGCAAAUACAACUUGCGAACAGAUUUGUGAACAGAUUUGUCAGUAUAACUUGUUGCAGACCUGUAACAACUUGUGCGUUUAGUAAGUAUAAAUUCACAUAGAGGUUUUUUCCUUUUUUGGAUUCCAGGCUAUUCUUCUUUUUCACUUUGUCGUUAGUGCAAUUCUUAUAACAUCGACUCCAAGCAAUGCAAAGCGACUUCGUCUCUCGUCGAACAAGAAAGCGACAUCAGGCUAUUUGAAUUACAUAAACGGAUUGUUUUCUGACAGAAGUAUAAAGAGAAGACCACGGCAUCUUAGUUUUAAGAACAACACUCCGUCAGGAAGGAUGAAAGUUCAGUUAUAUUGUAGAACUGGAUUUCUGCUUGAGAUUCUGGAUAGUGGAAGAAUCGUUGGCACUCAAAAUGUGUCAUCUGAACACAGUAAGUAAAAAUCGCGAACAAAUUUGGGAAAAGAAAUAUUAAUUAGUGGUUGUAGUGACUCGACAAAAUUUUCACCCCCCCCCCCAACUCAAAGUGGUCUAGCACCACCCCUGAUUCCAUUUUCAUUCAACUCAGGUCAAAUAAGAAGCAGUGAAAUUCUGCUCUAACGUAGCUGACCUUGUAACAAACCUUCACAGCAGACUUGUACAUGGCAAUGCUGUUCCAACAACUUUUCAACAGGAUUUCUUCGCAUUGCUUGUUCCCAGCUUGUUGACAAGUUGUCAACAGCUUGUUGACAACUUGCUACGAGGUUGUCAGGGUUUUUUUCAGGGACUUUUUAGGACCGUUAAACGGCCCCAAAAACUCAAUCUUGAAUUGAGUUUUGAAACUCAAUCUUCUCACCAAAGUUUCAGUGCAGUAAAAAUGAAGUUGUUUGAGUUAAAUUCGUGACGUGUGGAAUUUAGUUUUCAGUUGGAAACCCGACAAUUAAGAAAAAAUGGCUGGAAUUCAACUCACAACACAAGAAAUACUACGCAUUCGCCAUUUUUAACCAGUUUAUAGUGUCCAUCAGUGCUCCUGCUUUAACACAUUCUGUUCCAACUAGAUUUAUUGAGUACAAGUGUCAGCCCCCCGGUAGAGGUGGGGGGGGGGGGUGCAGCCACCCUAGCUGUUCAGCUAAACUCAAUCUUCUCUGCAAAAAUGGACCCAAGAGAAAAUCCUGAAAAAACCCUGGGUUGUUGAACUCAGCAGACUUGUUACAAGUUGUUCGAACAACAUGUUAUCGUCCUGCGAUUCAACAAUUCGUCAACAAGUUGUGAGUGACAAGCUUGUAGCAACUUGAUAAAAUAACAGCAUUGCCAUUGUUACAACUUGUUGACAAGCUCGCUACAAGCAUCUUGUUGACAAGUUGUGAGAUUUUUACGUGUGUAUUAGGCCAUUUCUGCAAAUUAUUUUAUUUCUCUACAUUUCUCUUUCUCAUUUAUCAAGCUAUUAUCGAAAUCCAGGUAUUUGGUCACAUAUUAAGACGUUUGAGAGGAGUCGCUUCGGGAAGAUAUCUCUCGCUCAGUAGCAAAGGACGUUUAUCCUCAACGGUAAGCAUGCAGCAAUCUUGCCAAUUUGUAGGUUUCAGUAAGCGAAUGGACAUCUUCAGAAAUUUCGGCAUUGAUAGGAUUAUUUAAAACCAAAUAAAUGACUUCUCAGUCUUCAUAUAAUGAAAAGAUUAAAACUUCCUGGGGACGGUUGUCUAAAACUCUUAAAUUACUUUUUAACCACAAUUUUGUAGUUACUGUAAAUAGUAUUCAAAAACUCAUUAAUAAUUCAUGAAGCAAUUAUCCAAUCUUGAGUAAGAAAUUAGUCACAUGCAUACGUCUUUAUACCAGCUAAAGAACACUUUAACAAAAGACCAUUGUUAUGCAAACUAUAUAAAGAUUUUUAUAUAAAGGUUUUUAUAUAAAGAUUUUUAUAUAAAGAUUUGACUUUUUGAAGCCAUUUAAAAAACUCGCAAAACACUCCUGCUACACUCCAACUUAUAAAACACUCCUGCUAGUUUUUUAAAUAGUACGUUAAAAUUACAGUUGUAACAAACAUGCAGCAGACUUGUAGCAAUGCUGUUCGAACAACUUGUCAACAGGAUGUGUUCGCACUGCUUAUUCCCAGCUUGUUGAUAAGUUGUCAAAUAAGGCUUGUUGACAAUUUGCUACAAUGUUGUUGAGUUCAUCAGACUUGUUACAGGCUGUUCCAACAAUUUGUUAUCGUCCUGCAAUUCAACAAUUUGUCAACAGGUUGUGAGUGGCGACCUUGAUAAAAUAACAGCAUUGUUACAAUUGUUGACAAGCUUGCUACAAGCUUGUAGCGAACAUAUCUUGUUGACAAGUUGUGAGAUUUUUACGUAUUGUGUUUAUAGCUUUUUUCAGUAUACAACUGAAAAAUCUGCCACAAGAUAGCGCUUACAAUAUGCAAUAACUGCAAUAACAUUAUUUCUUUUACAGCGGCAUUCCAAUCGAAAUAAGCCGAACACAUUUUUCAAUGAAAAACACGAAGAGAACCACUGGAUCAGUUACAGCUCGAGCUCUCACACACGAAACUGUGUGGGAUGGAAGAAAGACCCUUCGAGAGGAAACGAGUGGUUCAUUGCCAUAAAAAAGAAUGGCUCAUUGAAACGCCCUUGCAAAACCGAACCAGGAAUGCAUUCAACACAAUUUGUUGCUUUGGAAGGAAAACGCGAAGCCAUUCUGGUUGAAGAGAACUCUUUGGGAACUAACAAUUAAAUUGACUAAAUUGGGCAACUUACUUGGCCUUUGUAUCGCAACAAAAGAAUGAUUUGCACCCUUGAAUUGAAUUUUAAAUGUAGAAUUUAAUUGUUGCUACUGUAGUUUAGUCAAUUCAAGAAGUCUAGUUGGUUUGUGACAAUUUAUUUUGAUAGUUGCUAAUUCUAUAAGCAAAAACACCGAUUGCAAUUGGAGCAUGUUCUUUUUUUCAAUUCAGUGCAAAUGCAUAUUUCUCCAAAUUGUUUUAGCAAUAAAUAUAAUAUUUAAAAAGUCAAGCACAAAAUCUCAAGUAUAAAAGCAGCCACUGUUUAAAAGCUUGAAUAUACUGGUAAGUUUGUAAAAAUAAAUUGGUUUGUAGAAAUAAGUAUUAAUUAAUAUAGAUCUAGAGCUAGAGGUAAUCAAUUUUCAAUGUAUUAUUAAAGAAAGAUUCAAUAAAAAAUCUUGCCUUUGUCCUUCA